Messenger RNA from Protopolystoma xenopodis, 1086 nucleotides. NCBI's taxonomy places the organism in Eukaryota, Metazoa, Platyhelminthes, Monogenea, Polystomatidea, Polystomatidae. The record is from the annotation of a GenBank genome assembly.
CUCUCCUCUCCUCUCCUCUCCUUUUCUCUUCACUUCACUCCACUCCGCCCUGCUCGCCUCUCCUUCAGCUCCCACGACACGCCAACAGACGGCAUUUCCACCUCCGUCCCUCCGACCGAUGGCCGAGAAGACGACCUCUCGCGGAUUCAUGGUCUGAUUCGGCGCCGCCCCAUGCUCCCUAGUGACAGCCUCAUAGCGACUAAACACUCAUUUGCGCCACGAGGCUAUGGAUUCCGGUCGCCUCGAGUUGGUUCGGCCGGCCGAUUUGGCCAAGCCUCCAUUUUGCUCCGACGAAUUCCAGUCGGAAGCCUUGAACAUCUUCACUACUCCUCUUCCUCCGCCAUCUCACUCGACCAACUUGUCUCUUCCGGCGAAAGGAUGUUCCAGCCAACUGGGCUGCUCGUCGAAACCGGCUUGGCCCGACUGCCCGAUCUGUUCCACGGCGCCACGUAUCUGCCCGGCGGCGAGCUCACACCGUCUGUCCUGCCGGUCCAACUGGAGACAGUCUCGUCGUCAGGCCGACCGGCCUACCUGAGCCCCGUGGGUCAGAUGACUUUGGUACCGUCGUCCGGCGCCCUCCAGACCACCGGCUCGAUGCUGGGUCUGCUGUUAGCGCCCAGCGACCAGACGACUCAGACGGCUCUGCUGUCUUCGCUGGCGGCCGGCGCGACGCCGUUGCUUGGUCGACCCAUUUCGGCCGACGCCGGACUCGACGUCUGGCUCCGCGGCGGCAGUGGUACCGGCAUCUCCAGCCUCAGCAACUGCAGCCGAGGCCUGACGACCUCGGAGACGAUGGCGACCUGCCUCGCCGGCGCCGUCGGCUCCGACGCUCUGGCAGCCUCUUUCGGCGCCAACAACGGUCUCCAACCGUCGGUACCAACCGUCGGUGCUUUUUGUCCUCCAGAGUCAGCCGGUAGACCGGUCGGCGGUCGAGAUACGGACGUCAUCAAACUGUUCGUCGGCCAGAUACCACGCAACCUGAGUGAGGACGACAUUGGGCCGCUGUUCACGAUGUUCGGAGAGAUCCAUGAACUGAUCGUCCUGCGCGACAAGAUCACCGGGAUCCACAAAGGUAGGCAGAAUUAA